GCUGCUAAAAGGACGACAGAAGACGAACAUUCUCUGUUUCUUCCAGCCAAAAAAUGUAAGGAAGACAAAAUAAGGAACAAUAAUUCUGAUCUGGAAAACGAAAAUGAAGCCAAGUUAAAUUAUGAAAAUGUUGUCUCUGAUUUAUUCAUCAGUUCUUCAGACGAAUCAUCAGACAGCGAAUCAACGGACAGCAAAUCCACUCAUAUCAAAACCACUGAUAAGGAAGCUAGUAAAGAUGAGAUAGAUAAGAAGGAGCUGGAGGAACUUGAACGGCAAGGACAACAAAUUCUGGAACUUGUCUUUGCUGAUGAAGACAGCUAUCGUGAUGAUAGUGAUAAAGAUGAUGAUUUCUAUUUAGAACGUGAUGAACCAGAGCCUGAUAGUGAGACUGAAAACGGUUAUUAUUAUAGUGACAGUAACGACGACGAUGGUGACAUUAUCGAGGACGAUUAUUUUGGCAAUUCUGAUCCAGAAAAUUAUGAUGAUUAUGAAUUUUGAACGGAAAAAUAUUGAAGUGACGAGGAGAUUGAACAAGAAUAUUGAGUCAGUUAUUACCACUGUGAUAAUAACUUUUAAGUUAUAUUUUACAUUUAAGUUAUAUGUUUUUUAUUGUGUAAGUUUAAUAGUAAGUUAUAUUGAAGAGGAAGUAAUCUAUCAUGGAUGAUACAUUACUUCCUCUUCACUAUAAUACAUUCACUGGAUCUUCACUACAAUAUAUUCAGUGCAAAUUCAUUAUAAUACAUUCACUGCAUCUUCACUAUAAGAUAUUCAUUGCAUCUUCUUAAUAAUACAUUCACUGCAUCUUCACUAUAAUACAUUCACAGCAUCUUCACUAUAAUACAUUCACUGAAGAUUCACUGUAAUACAUUCAAUGCAUCUUCACUAUAAUACAUUUACUGGAUCUUAACUAUAAAAUAUUCACUGCAUCUUCUUAAUAAUACAUUCACAGCAUCUUCACUACAAUACAUUCACAGAAUCUUCACUAUAAUACAUUCACUACAUCUUCACUAUAAUACAUUCACUGCAUCUUCAAUACAUUGCUAAUAAGUACCACAAUACAUAUAUUCCAACCUCACUAUAAUCUCCAAGAGAGAUAUAUUAUAGUAGGUUAUACUGGUAAUCUGUAUAUCUUGUUACUCUUGUUAGUAUAUUCCAGCCUCACUAUAAUCUCCAAGAGAGAUAGAUAUAUCAUAGUAGGUUAUACUGGUAAUCUGUAUAUCUUGUUACUCUUGUUAGAAUAUUCCAACCUCACUAUAAUCUCCAAGAGAGAUAUAUUAUAGCAGGUUAUACUGGUAAUCUGUAUAUCUUGUUACUCUUGUUAGAAUAUUCCAACCUCACUAUAAUCUCCAAGAGAGAUAUAUUAUAGCAGGUUAUACUGGUAAUCUGUAUAUCUUGUUACUCUUGUUAGAAUAUUCCAACCUCACUAUAAUCUCCAAGAGAGAUAUAUUAUAGUAGGUUAUACUGCUAAUCUGUAUAUCUUGUUACUCUUGUUAGAAUAUUCCAACCUCACUAUAAUCUCCAAGAGAGAUAUAUUAUAGCAGGUUAUACUGGUAAUCUGUAUAUCUUGUUACUCUUGUUAGCAUAAACAUCAGUAAUGGAUUCAUCAAAUAAAUACAAGUGUGUGCCAGACAAUGCUGCUAAAAGGAAGAGAGAAGAGGAAAAUUCUCUGUUUCCUCCAUCCAAAAGAUCUAAUGAAGGAAAAAUGAGCAACAAGACUUGCUGUCAGGACAUGAAAAAUGAGACAAAAAUAAAGUAUGAAACUCUUCUUUCUGAUCUAUUCGUCAGUUCUUCAGAUGAAUCUUCUGAGGACGAAUCUCUGGAUAAGAAGUGUGUGCCAGACAAUGCUGCUAAAAGGACGACAGAAGACGAACAUUCUCUGUUUCUUCCAGCCAAAAAAUGUAAGGAAGACAAAAUAAGGAACAAUAAUUCUGAUCUGGAAAACGAAAAUGAAGCCAAGUUAAAUUAUGAAAAUGUUGUCUCUGAUUUAUUCAUUAGUUCUUCAGACGAAUCAUCAGACAGCGAAUCAACGGACAGCAAAUCCACUCAUAUCAAAACCACUGAUAAGGAAGCUAGUAAAGAUGAGAUAGAUAAGAAGGAGCUGGAGGAACUUGAACGGCAAGGACAACAAAUUCUGGAACUUGUCUUUGCUGAUGAAGACAGCUAUCGUGAUGAUAGUGAUAAAGAUGAUGAUUUCUAUUUAGAACGUGAUGAACCAGAGCCUGAUAGUGAGACUGAAAACGGUUAUUAUUAUAGUGACAGUACGACGACGAUGGUGACUAUUAUCGAGGACGAUUAUUUUGGCAAUUCUGAUCCAGAAAAUUAUGAUGAUUAUGAAUUUUGA
This is a messenger RNA of Cherax quadricarinatus, 2341 nucleotides long. NCBI's taxonomy places the organism in Eukaryota, Metazoa, Arthropoda, Malacostraca, Decapoda, Parastacidae. The record is from RefSeq and is a predicted model, not a curated record.